This is a messenger RNA of Talaromyces amestolkiae, 1641 nucleotides long. RefSeq lists its product as uncharacterized. Gene Ontology annotation, molecular function: guanyl-nucleotide exchange factor activity. Bases 1 to 1641 code for a protein of 546 amino acids. The record is from RefSeq and is a predicted model, not a curated record. Gene Ontology annotation, biological process: positive regulation of GTPase activity. Gene Ontology annotation, cellular component: cytosol. The transcript has 4 exons. NCBI's taxonomy places the organism in Eukaryota, Fungi, Ascomycota, Eurotiomycetes, Eurotiales, Trichocomaceae.
AUGUUUCGUGCAUUGAAGCAAGUUCUCGCCAAGACCGAAAGGGAUGAAGACGUAUUUGACGUUCAGGAGCUCCGUGAAGCUCUCGAGUCGGCUGAUACAGCCGCCCAAGAAGGGCGGCGUGGUCCUCAGCUUCUAGGAGGCGUAGCUGCGAUCCUUCAGAAGCUCUGGCAGAGUGAAUCGAGGUACCUGGUAGAAGCGGCUGAGGCGUUGGCCAAUGCCAGUCGUGAUCAACCCGCUCAAGCUCAAGUCGCUACAAAUCGGCUCGGAUAUAUCUUGCUCAAGCAGAUAAAUGAUGGGGCUAUCCAAGGGAAUGCGCUACUCAAUUUUACAUAUGAGUUAGUCGAGAUGACAGCAGGUCAAGCCGAGGGCAUCGAGAACUCGCCCGACGGCACCAUUGUGCUCAUGAUGAACAUAGCUCUCCAAGAGGACACUACUUUCGCACAGUAUACAUGUCUGGUGACCUGCCUUGCACAAUACCUGCAAACAGAGAGAUUCCAGACUGCAAGUAUUCGGCACAAACUUGUCGAACACAUCAUAUCAGUCCUUGAGCGAUCUUUCACUAUCGAAGUCGAUGAAUCCGUGUCUGAAGAUGUCCAACUCCUAAAUCAGUUGCGUCUAAAACUCAACCAAACAUUAGGCGAUAUUUCGGCACUACCUACAUUCCUCGAAACAUAUCCCAUAGGCUCACCAUUGAUAGAUACUCUCCAAUCAUGGCUUACACAACGGCAAGAAACAUUACAAAUAUGUGCAUGCGUUGUUCUAGGCAAUGUAGCUCGAACGGACGAAAUCUGCCAACUGAUGAUAGAUCAGCUCAACAUCCAUCGCGCUCUAAUCCACAACCUAAACAACAACACAAUUGGCGGUGUACUCCACGCCUCACUCGGAUUUCUAAAAAAUCUGUCCAUUGCAGAAUCAAACCGUGAGAAGCUUGGAGACGCAGGUAUUAUUCCCGCUGUAUCCAAGAUUUGGACGUACGACACUGUACCCCAGGUCCAGUUGGCAGCUACCAGCGUGACUCGUUUAGUGAUUGCAUCAAACAUCAAAAAUAUUUCUCGACUACUCACUUCUUUGUCCUCCGACCCAGACUCGCCAGCUCAUUCACGCACGUAUUUGUCCAUGUUACUUUCCCUAUGUGGCAGAACAGACACGGCGCCUAUCAAGACUGAGAUUGGUCGUAUCAUCUGCUCCAUCUGCCGGACUCUUUUGUCUCGCAAGGAUGCAGCCGAUGUGGACGAUGAGACCCCUGCACUCUUAUAUCGACUAUUUGAUUUACAUAAAGACAUUGCACGUCCCGUUGGCGCUAUGAUCACGCAGACCGAGUGGCCCGUCGUACGGAGCGAGGGCUGGUUUGCCUUGGCUCUGAUGGCGUCUCAUGAUAGAGGCUGUCCUGCCGUGGUGGAUUGUUUGAUCGAUACAGAUAUCUAUACACAGGUUGAGAAGAGUCUUGAUGUGACUGAUGACGAAUCUACUCCCGCGACGGAGGCAGUAGCUACGAACGAGCAGUUGCAGAGAAAGGGCGAUAGGGAUAAUCUUGUGAUUAUGGUAAAGGAAUUGCUGAGUAGAGAUCCGGAGUCUUUGCCUAAGGUGAAGAAGGAUAGGUUGAGAGAGUUGAUGAAUCGGGCUAUAUCGUUGCGAAGCUAG